Colletotrichum costaricense is the source of this 1077-nucleotide messenger RNA. RefSeq lists its product as uncharacterized. The transcript is spliced from 2 exons. Bases 1 to 1077 code for a protein of 358 amino acids. The record is from RefSeq and is a predicted model, not a curated record. Lineage: Eukaryota; Fungi; Ascomycota; Sordariomycetes; Glomerellales; Glomerellaceae.
AUGAGUCCAGCCGACGCGGAGGUCCGGCGUCGUGAGCGCGGUGUCAUUGCUCAGCGCGAGUACCGCAAGCGACAUGCUUCCAAGGUUCAGAAGCUCGAAGAGGAGAAUAGAAAUCUUAAGGAUGUCAUAGCCGAGAUCAGUAGUGCUCUCAAAGGACAGCCCGCAUCAAAUGAUCUGAGAGCCGCACUCCGUCGCGCACGAGAACUCGCCAAUAUCACUGAAGAUGAUGCCAUGAAUGACAUCGACGAUCACGAUGUUGAAGAAUUAGGACCAUCACAAUCACCACCCGAUAAUCUGUCCCGGACACCACCACCGCCGCCACCAGCAACAACCCAGUCCUCAAUAGGGCUAAAAGACCCAUCAUCGACAUCAGAACGGCGCCCCCGUGCCAGCGGCAGAUCAAGCCCCCGUCUAGACUACGGCCUCUGGGUAGACACAGACCGCCUCAUCCGCAUCCUCGAACCACCGCUCGACAUCGUCCCCUACCUCGGCCCGGGCAUGCACACCCUCGCCGGCUGCAUCUUCUGGUCCACCAUGAACUAUACCGUCGACCUCUGGGACGCCCGCCCCUCGCCUCCCGCAAUCAAAGCCCUGGACCGCGUGUUCAGCCACUCCAAGCAUCUCACCGACCGUAAGUAUCUCCUAUCGCUCGCCCAGGCGAGGAUGGACUACAAGAACAAGGGGUACAUGUUCCGCAAGCUCUCGGACCAGUUCGCCGAGCGUACCUGCACGCAGGUCUACCAGCUCGCAGGCGAUGAGUGCGAGAAGAAGGGGAGGCCGAGCAGGUACUGGAAGACGCCGCAGGAGGUUGCGGGGAAUAUUCUCAGCCAGAUUACGACUGAUCAGGCUGUGAGGAUGCAGGAUGUUGCGGAGGGAAAGGGGACGUCCUCUGAUGGGGAGAUGAUGCAGGGGCUUGUGGGCUGGCUGUCUCAGAACUUUGUGUGCUUCGGUGACGGGCCUAGAUGGAGUACCGUCUGCGUCUCCGUCGGCAUCGGAAGUUGGGUCAGAGAGCUCAUGGACAGGGACGCUCGCGCGGAGGGAGAGGCAACAUCUGGAUCACACGAAACACCAUCUUGA